Psammomys obesus (fat sand rat) is the source of this 2434-nucleotide messenger RNA. RefSeq names its product NECAP endocytosis associated 1 (gene Necap1). The transcript is spliced from 8 exons. NCBI's taxonomy places the organism in Eukaryota, Metazoa, Chordata, Mammalia, Rodentia, Muridae. Gene Ontology annotation, biological process: endocytosis. Gene Ontology annotation, cellular component: clathrin vesicle coat; membrane. The record is from RefSeq and is a predicted model, not a curated record. The coding region runs from base 25 to 855 and encodes 276 amino acids.
CCCCGCGGCGCUAGCGGAGCCAAGAUGGCGACCGAGCUGGAAUACGAGUCUGUGCUGUGCGUGAAGCCCGACGUCAGCGUCUACCGGAUUCCGCCGCGGGCCUCCAACCGCGGCUACAGGGCAUCUGACUGGAAGUUAGAUCAACCUGAUUGGACUGGUCGCCUGCGAAUCACUUCAAAAGGGAAGGUUGCCUAUAUCAAACUGGAGGAUAAAGUUUCAGGGGAGCUCUUCGCGCAGGCCCCGGUAGAGCAGUACCCUGGCAUUGCUGUGGAGACGGUGACAGAUUCCAGCCGCUACUUUGUCAUCAGGAUCCAGGAUGGCACCGGGCGCAGCGCGUUUAUUGGCAUCGGCUUCACAGAUCGGGGAGAUGCCUUCGACUUCAACGUGUCCCUGCAAGAUCACUUCAAAUGGGUAAAGCAGGAAACCGAGAUUUCUAAAGAAUCACAGGAAAUGGAUAAUCGUCCCAAAUUGGAUUUAGGCUUCAAGGAAGGACAGACCAUCAAGUUGAGUAUUGGGAACAUUACAACCAAGAAAGGAGGUUCUUCUAAGCCCCGGACCUCAGGGGCUGGGGGCCUGAGCUUACUUCCCCCUCCACCUGGAGGCAAAGUCACUAUUCCUCCCCCAUCCUCAGUUGCCAUCAGUAAUCACGUCACCCCACCACCUAUUCCAAAAUCUAACCACGGAGGUAAUGAUGCAGAUAUCCUCUUAGAUUUGGAUUCUCCUGCUCCUGUCACGACUUCAGCACCAGCACCAGCUCCAGUUUCUACAAGCAAUGACUUGUGGGGAGACUUCAGCACUGCAUCCAGCUCUGUUCCAAACCAGGCACCUCAGCCAUCCAACUGGGUCCAGUUUUGAGGAGCAUUGCACGAAGUUAAGGACACUUGAAAAAUAAAAAUGACCUCAAGGGCACCAUUCUAUGAGGGCAUUGAGGGACCGCUUCAUUUCCCAGAACCAAAAUCAGUGGACAAUCCUUUCCAUAGCUUCUCUGUCGCAUUCAGGCUGGAUUUUUUUGUUACCUCUGUUACUUGCUGUACAGCUAGGAGACAAUCUGUUUCUUGCUCAUAACCAAGGCAGGGGAAGUAGUGGGAAUUAUCACACUGGCCUACUGUGCAGAGCUCAGAAGGCCAACUUUGUGAGUGGGAGUGACCUCUAACAUAUGUAAAUUCUUGAACUUAUUUCAGAAUCAUCUCAUGAUUCCUGUGUGUCCCUUUGUGAUGCUCUAUUUAGCAAUUUUAGGAGAGACAAAUGCCUUGUAACUGUCUUCUCCACUAACCCAAGACUAAAAAUGGGCAGGCCAGCCCCAGUACUUACAAAUUUAGGGUUGUCAUAGGGUAGGUUCCGGAAAGCUGGGUCCCGGUCUGUCCUGUAAGGCCUCCUUCAGGCCUAUCAUAGUCAGUGAGCGUCCAGGCUGGGUGCAGCCCCGUCACCUUCCUGUGUGUUUACGCGUCUCUUCCCUUGAUAAGACAGCUGUGUUGGUGGCACCUCACUGUUUUCUUCCUGUAGAAUAGUGCAGCGUCUUUGACCAGUGAAUAUUUCUGAGAUGAAGGAGGGUCAAGGGGUUGUGCUCUCCAAGUUGUAGUCUACAGAAGUGCUUAAUUUCUUGCAACUCCAUGUAAUUGCAUUUGAAGCAUAGCAUUAAUUCAUACUCACCCUGUGUUUGACCGACAGAUAAGAGUUCUAGUUUGAUGUGUAGAGCAGAGAGGUGCAAGCUCUUAGCUCUCAUUCAGUACCCACAUGCCUUGCUGCCUGGUUUUGACUCCUUUUCAUAAACAUUUCUUUUCAGCCCAUCCAGCUCUUCCACAGAAAGCUGCUAUUACAUAAUUGUGAGUGUGAAGGAGGUUAAGUCACAGCUUUACCUGUGACAGGCUUUGCGCCAGGCUUUGAUACCCAGCUAGGAUAUCUUAAAGCAAGUUACUGCCCCAUCACUUUCCCGUCCCUCUGCCCUUCAUUCCUUUUACAGUGCUGUGAAGAGAGUCCCAUCAGGUCAGUGGGUCCUCUCCUUUGUUUGUUGGGCAAGUUGAGGGUGGAAUAGGAGGAUUUAGUCUUCUGUGAACAUCUGUUUGGAGAUGUAUGUUCUGGCUGAAGAGGGUCCUUAUAUUUAAUUUCAAAUAUAUUUUCUCGUAUUCUUAACUUUUCUAAUUUUGGGUCCAUUUUCCCCAUUACCUCCUCUUUCCAGGCAGCUCUCUUCUUGCAGAGCCAUGGCAGGACAUUUAUGGUUCCAAUAAAAACACUAAGAGGAAAGUGUAGGAUCACUAGUGACUAUUGGGAAACCUAUUUUCUCAAGCUUCCUCCAUUUUGUGUUCUUUGUAUUGUUCAGAUGAUAAUAUAUUAUGUAUUUGAAUUGCUGAAAAUUGAAAAUGAAGUUGAAGAUAUAUGUAUAUAAAGCAUAUGCUGUAUUGGUGCAAUAAUGGUAAUUAAAGAUGUGAAAAAGGUA